AUGUAUAACGGUACUACCGACCCAAAGGCACAUCUCCAGGCGUUCCACAUCACUAUGGGAAGAGUCAGGCUUAGAGAAAGCGAGAAAGACGCUGGUGCGGAGCUUGAAUGGUUCUCCCGGUUGAAGCGAAACUCCAUCGGAAGCUUUUGCCAACUCGCAUCGGAAUUCCUCCUCAAGUAUUCUAUGUUCAUCGAUAGAGAAACUUCCGAUGUCGAUCUCUGGAGCUUGACCCAAGAAGAGGGCGAGACCCUCCGAGAGUUUAUAAGUCGUUUCAAACUGAUCAUGGCGAAGGUCAGCAGAAUCAGCGACAAAGUCGCCAUCGAUGUGCUUAGGAAGGCGCUCUGGAUGCCCUCCACAAAGACCUCAGAUUACAUAAUGAUCGAAGAGGAGAAGAAAGUCCUGUCGCAAAAACAUAAGCCGACGAAGAACUCUUCGAAAGACGCGGAUCCGAAAUCAAAGAAGAAAACCUCUCGUAACGACAAGAACGUCCAUGACGAGUGGGAAGAACUCCACGGCGCGCACAACUAUGCGAUCAAUCCGGAGCAGGGCAUGACUUCGGGAAAUACGUGGAACCGUAACCAGAGUUACGACAAAAAUGUAUACUGCGAGUUCCAUCAGACCGAAGGUCACUCCACGGCUAACUACAAAGUCGUAGGGGCAAGGCUGGCCGUGAAGCUGCUUGCUGGAGAACUCUCUGGAGUAACCAGCGUCAAGGAUCUAAUCCUCGACUCCGACCGUCCGCCAAAAACCAACAAGAAUCCUCCCGCGGAGAACUCGUCGCCAAGAAAUCAGGUGGGGGAUAAGCGCGAGAGAAGACCGGAGGAUAGGGGAAACGAUACCUCCCAAAGGAGGGUCAACAUGAUCAUGGGAGGAUCCCAAUACUGCAAGGACUCGGUCUCGGCCAUCAAGGCCUACCAACGGAAAGCCGAGUCGACUGUGAAGUAUCCUCCACGGUCGCCCCCUCGAGACGGACGGAACACCUCGAUCACAUUCACUGAAGAAGAGGAUUGCGGAAUCGAUCAGCCUCACUGCGACCCCUUGGUCGUCGAUCUCGUGAUAAGAGAUCUCGAAGUCGCAAGGAUACACAUCGACACCGGAAGUACGGUAAACUUAAUCUUCCGCGAUAUCUUGAGAAGGAUGGGCGUCGAGCUCGGAGAAGUCACCCCGGUACCAAAACCGCUCACAGGUUUCUCCGGACAAACGUCCAUAACCCUGGGAUCGAUUCACCUACCCGUCAUAGCAAAAAACGUUACCAAAAUAGUUGACUUCGCAGUGGUAUAUAGCCCGGCUAUCUACAACGCGAUCAUGGGAACUCCAUGGCUAAACGCCAUCAAGGCCGUUCCCUCGACUUAUCACUUGGGCGUCAAAUUCCCAACCAGGACUGGAAUCACCGCAAUCUGGAGUUGUCAAAAACAGUCGCGACUUUGUUUCUUAGCGGAGCAUAAGUUGAGGCAGAUCACGACGACCUCCACGGUUAAACGCAAGCGAACUCAGCCUUCCGCCGAGGAUGCCCUAACAAAGGGCACAGAGACAUCUCCCGCGGAAACAGAUACGGAGAUCGGAACCAUCCCCAACUCCGAAGACAACGUCAAAACUCAGCGGGAAGAGAAAAAUCCCGAGAACUACGAGAUGGCUUGA
Raphanus sativus (radish) is the source of this 1638-nucleotide messenger RNA. RefSeq lists its product as uncharacterized. The coding region runs from base 1 to 1638 and encodes 545 amino acids. The transcript has 4 exons. The record is from RefSeq and is a predicted model, not a curated record. NCBI's taxonomy places the organism in Eukaryota, Viridiplantae, Streptophyta, Magnoliopsida, Brassicales, Brassicaceae.